AUAAUAAUUAAUUGAAAAAAAAAUAUGGUAGUGUAUAACUAACAUAAUUUGCGUAAAUCAAAUAUAAAAAAAUAUGGAUCACGAGACUAAAUAUCCAAGCUUGAGUGCAAUUUCUAGCCAUCGCGGCUCAGUGUGUUCAAUAAGAUCGCUUGAAGUUCCUCCAACACCAACGCGUUCACCUAAAAAAGUAUCAUUUUCGGAUGAACUUCCUUUCUCUACCUCCACAAAUGAAUCACCAAUAAAUAAUAAAUCCAAUUAUGGCAGUCAAAACUCUUUACCAAAUGCAGUAACCGAAGAGGAACUUAGCGCUGUGAAUCAUGUACUACUACAAGCAGCGCAUUACCUCGAGAAAUUGCAUGGUUCACGCGACCACGAUCAAAGAUCAGAGCAACCAACCAAUGCCUCAGAACAAAGACCUCAACAAAGUAUACAACAAAUUGUGAUAGAACAUGAAACUAAAAAUAGUAAACUUAAUAAUAAUAACAGAAAUUUAAAUAUAAGCAUUAGUGAUUUACAUGAAAUAAUUGAAGAAAACCCAUCAGUUAAUGAAAAAUUACAUAACAAUGAAACAUCGACUUCCUCACCUGCCGUACUUAACAUUGAUGACUCUUUUGAAAUUAUAACUAAUUUAUCAGAACAAGAGAAGCCAACACAAAAUUUUUUGAAUCAAUCAAAUCAAACAAUAAAUUUAACAAACAAUCAAUUUUCUGCACCUGAUAUGCCGUCACAUAUGGAGGAAAUCAGCGAAGAACAAGUGCAUGUAGUCAAAUACAUGGAUCGUUACAAUCUUAAUUUAGAUAAGAACUGCAGUUCAAUGGAACUGGAAGCGAGACGUGAAAAAUUACGUUGGUUGUUGAUAUCAGAAUGCAGUGCUCUAUUAGAUGGUGGCAAGCACACCAGAGAAGGCUUCCGGAAACAAUUUUUAGAUGAAGAAUUCCAAAGAAAACUUUUCUAUUUAUUUGAUUUGGAAGGCAAUGGCUACCUCGUACAAGACCGAUGGGUUGAACACUUAAAAGGACGCUUAACUGAUGACAGACAGAUGGAUUUCGCAGAGCAACUUGAAUCAGUGGCAUAUGUAAUAUGUGGUGAAAAAAGUAAAAUUACCUUCAAAAAUUUUAAAGAAAUUUGGCAGACACGUGGUGUACUAGAUAAAUUAUAUCGACUGAUUGAUACGGAUAGCACAAAUUUGAUAUCAACUAAUCAAAUUAUGGAAUUUAUAUCACACCUCACUAACUCAAGACCACGCACUGGCUUCGACAAGAGCUCCUUAGCACGCCUGGAACAAUUAUUUCGCAACACUGUUGGUAAUGAGCAGGAAAUACGACGCGAAGAAUUCAAAAAAAUUGUUACAUCAAAGAAUCCUUUCUUUACGGAACGUGUCUUUCAAAUAUUUGACAAGGACAAUUCUGGUUCGAUAUCAUUACAAGAGUUCAUUGAUGCAAUACAUCAAUUUUCUGGACAAUCCGCGGAUGAUAAAAUACGUUUUUUAUUCAAAGUAUAUGACAUUGACGGUGAUGGUUUGAUUCAACAUAAGGAACUGCACGAUGUAAUACGUGCUUGCAUGGAGGAAAAUGGCAUGGAGUUUUCAGAGGAACAGAUUGAAGAUCUAACCACAGCUAUGUUUGAAGAUGCCGAUCCAUACAAUCGAGGUGAAAUAACUUAUGAAGCUCUUAAGAAUCAAUUAAACAAACAUGGUGGAUUAUUGGAAAAUCUAAGCAUAACGUAA
Messenger RNA from Teleopsis dalmanni, 1726 nucleotides. RefSeq lists its product as uncharacterized. Gene Ontology annotation, biological process: calcium-mediated signaling. NCBI's taxonomy places the organism in Eukaryota, Metazoa, Arthropoda, Insecta, Diptera, Diopsidae. The record is from RefSeq and is a predicted model, not a curated record. Gene Ontology annotation, molecular function: kinase binding; calcium ion binding. Bases 74 to 1726 code for a protein of 550 amino acids. The transcript has 7 exons.